UCAUGAUGUACUACUAAGGCACUGAAAUCUCCCACUGAGAUUAUACAUUACCCGAGAGAUAAUCAUGCAAAGGAAUUGAGUAGAACAUACUAUAAAUUGUCAAAAUAUUCCAAAUUCCAUUAUCGAGUAAACGUGACGUUUGUGUAAAAGCGUAAGAGAUUGAAAGAAGCUCCAUCGCCAUGUCCGUCAUAGCGUAUAGAAAUCUACUCUCUGAAAUAAGUCGGCAACUCGAUCACCAUGACUAUGGACUGAUGAUCGAAAUGUGCGAAUUAGAGGACGAAGUUAGUGACAUACGAGACGCUCGUUCGUUUAUAAGGAAGCUCGAAGAAAAGAGGCAUGACAGUUGAUCGACUGGGAGAUUUGGAGGAAGUUUUAGAGAGCCUCGAGGAGUUGUCUCUCCUAGGAAAACUUAAAAAGUUCGAGGACAAAGGGAAAGAAUGCAAGAGUUUACUUCUUCUGAUCAGUCGUGCUCUCGAUUGCGACGAACGUCAUCUAGAACGACUCAUCGAUAUCUGCCGAAGAAAGACUUCCGUAUAUUUUGGAGGUAACAUUGUCAACGUUGGAGCGUUAUUUAAAGAACUUGAAAGCCGCAGAUUUUUGGGAUUUCGUCAUCACGACAUUCUGAAAGAGAUUUUGACAGAGAUUGAAAGAGAGGACCUACUAGCAGAGAUUGAGGAUUUUGAGAAGCGGAGAAACAAGACGGAUGCGUUUGAAAGAAAUAAAGCACAAGUUGUUGCCUUGGCAAAAGGUGUUGGUGGAAGAUUGAUGGGAGUCCUGAACAUAAAGACGGCUUGUAAGGUGGCUAGAAUGGGCUUGAUGUUAUUUACUCUCCGUGAGCUCUUAAAUCGAUGUACAACAUAUGAUCAGUUAUUCAACUUCUUUGAAGACUGUGUACUUCCUGCCGAUACACAACUAAUUGACGUCAGGGAAGGAUGCGUAUGCUUCACAGUUCAGGCCGUUAAUAGAAAGGGGCUCACUACCUUGUGGCAAAUGUACCGAGAUGGCACCCUUAAAUCCCGUCUGUAUAAUCUUUUGGUGACCGAUGAGAUGAAAAACUUUGCUGGUGGUGAAGAGAACGUUGAGCUGGAUGUAACGAUCGAUGAAAAGGAAUACGAGGAAGCUCUCAUUGAGCUAAUCAAUGCGACAGAAGGUGAUGGGUGGACUCCUCAAGUAAUAGGUCGAAGACUUUCUGACUCAGUGUUGUCCGUAGGACCGAAAGAAGGUGACGCGUCUCUGACGAGGCUCACGCAACUAGAACACACGGUGAGAGUUUUGGAAGAAAGGAUAGAAAUUCUAGAGAGGGAGUCAAGACCUCCCGAUGAAUUUUGGGAGACAGCGAGCCCCAUGGAUGAAAUACCGGAUGAGCAAGCUCAGUAUGUCAAUUACCAGCGUCUUGGAAUCAAGCAUUUAAGUGAAGAUAAGUGGGAAUACAUUAAGGCAUAUGUUGACCACAUAGAGGUGGAGACAGAGAGUUUAAUAACUGAUACCAGUGAUAGCGGUAUGGGUACACAAGGAACACCAUCUGAACGUGGAUUGGAUACAGAGAAAAGUGAAACUCAGUCCGUUACGUAUGAAGUCUGGAAUUCAUUACACUCAGCUGCAAAGACGGGUGAUAUCACCGUCAUUGAAGCGAUUCUGUCUCGUGGUCAAGACAUCAAUUUUAAAGAUAACGAUGGAAUCACUCCUUUGGCACUUGCUGCUGCUUGUGGCAGAAGUGAAGCCGUUAACUAUCUACUACGCAAGGGAGCAGAUCCUUUCGAGAGAUGCUGGUUUGGGAGAAAUUCACUGCAUGCUGCUUCAGAGGCUGGCAAUGUCGCAAACAUUCAGACUUUGCUAUCACGGGGUUUAGAGGUCAAUUCAAGAGAUCAUGAAGGAAACACGCCGUUGACAACUGCUGUUCAAUUUAACAGGAGUGAAGCCAUCACCUAUCUUUUAGAGAAGGGAGCAGAUACCUCUACAAGAGACAGCCAUGGAAGAAAUGCUCUGCUCAUAGCUUCACGCAGUGGUAAUGUCGCCAUCAUUGAAAUCGUGCUGUCAAGUGGUCUUGACAUCAAUUCAAAAAUUGGUAAGCAUGAUGAGACAUCGUUGGCAGUUGCGGCCCUAUCUGGCAAGAGUGAAGGCGUCCACUAUCUUCUAGAAAAGGGAGCUGAUCCAUCUAUUAAAAACUUGCUGGGAGCAAGUACACUGCACUCAGCUAUACUGGGCGGUAAUGUCGUCAUCAUCAAAAAAAUACUGUCACGUUUUAGUAUUUAUUUAAUCGCUUUCACCAUACUUACAAUACUAAAAGGACUAAAAUAUACAUAUGAACAAGACACAGAAGAGAACGGAGGACAAGGGUGCGGGACACACAACAGAGCGAGGCUCCAAAUUAAGUGUGCCCUUACGAGAAAUACACAGAUACUAACUAUGAAAGGCGCUAGUAGAGUCAAUUCCAAAGAUAACUAUGGUGAGACACCGUUGAUGUUAGCCGCUCGUUGUGGUAACCUUGAAGCCGUCCAUUCUCUUUUAGAGAGGGGAGCAGAUAGCACUUUGAAAAGCCGCCUUAGAAGAAAUGCCGUACAUUCAGCUGCAAAGGGUGGUGGUGUCGCUGUGAUUCAGAUGAUUCUGUCACGAGGUCUCAAAAUCAAUUCGAAAGAUCGAGACGGUGAUACACCUUUGAUGGUCGCUGCAGAAUGCGGCAAGAUUGAAGCCGUACAUUAUCCUCUAGAGAAAAGAGCUGCUCGCUUUAUAGCAGGCUACAGACAAAGAAAUUUGCUACACGCGGCUGCAAAGGGUGCUAAUGUCGCCAUCAUCGAAGCAAUGUCAUGCUUUUUUCAUAUCAAUUCAGAGGAUAUAUUUAGUGAGACACCCUUGAUGAUCGCUGCUUCAUAUGGAGGGACUGAGGCCGUUCAAUGUCUCCUAGAAAAGGGAGCUGAUCCAACUUUGAAAGGCUGGUGUGGAAGAAGUGCACUACACUUUGCUGUGUAUUGUCACGGUAACGUUGCGAUUAUCGAUAUGCUGUUGUCUCAUGGUCUGGAUAUCAAUUCAAAAGAUAGCCAUGGGAACACACCCAUAAUGAUCGCAAAGAAAGCAGGAAAAACUGAUAUCACAAAUUUUUUACUCAGCAAGGGAGCAUAUUAGCCUUUUAUAAACUUGAAAGCCUGGAAAAUUUCUUACUUUAUACUUCCUAGAACCAGUCAUUUAUAAUAACUGAAUGAACUUUUACAAAAGAUUAACAUCAGAAUAACUAUAAAUUUCAUUGGCAUAGUAAUUUUGGUACCAUGUAAUGAACUGGUUACUUCAAUUGAAGAAAUGGAAACUAUGU
Stylophora pistillata is the source of this 3304-nucleotide messenger RNA. RefSeq lists its product as uncharacterized. The record is from RefSeq and is a predicted model, not a curated record. NCBI's taxonomy places the organism in Eukaryota, Metazoa, Cnidaria, Anthozoa, Scleractinia, Pocilloporidae. Gene Ontology annotation, molecular function: protein binding. Gene Ontology annotation, biological process: regulation of apoptotic process.